Amblyraja radiata (thorny skate) is the source of this 5433-nucleotide messenger RNA. Its product is annotated as NF2, moesin-ezrin-radixin like (MERLIN) tumor suppressor. Lineage: Eukaryota; Metazoa; Chordata; Chondrichthyes; Rajiformes; Rajidae. The record is from RefSeq and is a predicted model, not a curated record. The coding region runs from base 315 to 2087 and encodes 590 amino acids. The transcript has 18 exons. Gene Ontology annotation, cellular component: cytoskeleton. Gene Ontology annotation, molecular function: actin binding.
UGAAGGGAGGGUUUGUGCCAAAGAUACUCCUCGGUUUGUGCGAAGUUUUGCUGCGAGUUGCUUCAUCCUCACUGGAGGGCGCGCUCCGCCAUUCGCCGUUGUGCAGCGGUGGCUCUCCCUCCCCGGCUGUUUUAACCGACGUAUGUCCCUGUUAGUGGGGUUGCUGUGCAGUUCAUCGUCGCUUUAAGGCCGGUGCUGGUGGCGUAUCGUACGGACUCGCUGCAACUCCAGUCCGGGGCUCAACUCUGGCUGGGCCUCCAUCGACGGUUUAAAAAUAUCCUUGAAGGAAUAUCAUCAAAGGAUUUGGAAGCAAAAUGUCGAUAAUGGGGUUAAAGAAAAAACAACCUAAAACCUUUAAAGUUAAGGUUAUUACCAUGGAUGCAGAAAUGGAAUUCAGUUGUGAGGUGAAGUGGAAAGGAAAAGACCUUUUUGACUUGGUGUGUCGAACAAUUGGAUUACGGGAAACCUGGUUCUUUGGACUGCAAUUCAUUGUAAAAGAUACAUUUGCAUGGUUAAAAACGGAGAAGAGGGUGCUGGAUCAAGAGGUACCGAAGGAGGAUCCAAUUACAUUUCACUUCCUGGCUAAAUUUUAUCCUGAGAAGGUGGAAGAAGAACUUGUCCAAGAAAUCACCCAGCACCUUUUUUUCCUGCAGGUGAAGAAACAGAUUUUGGAUGAGGAGAUUUACUGUUCCCCCGAGGCUUCUGUUCUGCUGGCAUCUUAUGCUGUUCAAGCAAAGUAUGGUGACUAUGAUCCAAAUUUUCAUAAACCUGGUUUCCUGGCUCAGGAUGAACUACUACCAAAAAGAGUUCUUAAACAAUAUCAAAUGACAGCAGAUAUGUGGGAAGAAAAGAUAACAGCCUGGUAUGCUGAGCACAGGGGAAUCGCCAGAGACGAAGCUGAAAUGGAAUAUUUGAAGAUUGCGCAGGACCUAGAAAUGUACGGAGUAAAUUAUUUCCCAAUCACACAAAAUAAAAGGGACACCGACUUGCUACUUGGAGUUGAUGCACUUGGUCUUCAUAUCUACAUCCCUGACAACAAGCUGUCAUCUAAGAAGUCAUUCGCAUGGAGUGGAAUCAGAAAUAUUUCCUACAGUGAAAAAGAGUUUACUAUCAAACCCUUGGACAAAAAGGCAGAGGUUUUCAAAUUUUACUCGUCACAGCUCCGUGUGAAUAAAUUGAUUCUGCAGUUGUGUAUUGAAAAUCAUGACCUGUUCAUGAGAAGAAGGAAAGUAGAUUCAAUUGAAGUUCAGCAGAUGAAAGCGCAAGCUAGAGAAGAAAAGGCUAGAAAAAAGAUGGAACGCCAAAGAUUAGCUAGAGAAAAAAAGUUGAGGGAAGAGGCUGAACGAGCAAAAGAAGAUUUGGAGAGACGACUUUACCAAUUACAAGACGAGUCUAGACUAGCAAAUGAGGCACUGAUCCGAUCAGAGGAGACUGCCGAUUUACUUGCUGAGAAGGCACAAAUUGCAGAGGAGGAGGCCAAGUUACUUGCUCAGAAAGCUGCAGAGGCAGAACAGGAACGACAAAGGUUGGAAGUCACAACCCUAAAAACUAAAGAGGAGAAGCGUCUCAUGGAACAGAAGAUGCGAGAAGCAGAGUUGAUAGCUGUCAAGCUAGUGGAGGAAUCGGAGAGGAGGUCUAAGGAAGCAGAACAACUAAAGCAAGAUCUAAAUGAAGCUAGAGAGGCAGAGAGAAGAGCCAAGCACAGACUGCUGGAGAUUACAAAACCCAGUUAUCCGGUUAUUGCUUCAUAUUCGGCUCAUCCUCCUGCUGAUGUUGGUGAUCUUAAUUUAGAAUCCGGAUCUUUUAAAUUUGAUUUCAAGGAUACUGAUAUGAAGCGACUAUCCAUGGAGAUAGAACGAGAACGUGUGGAAUAUAUGGAAAAAAGCAAACACCUACAAGAGCAGUUGAAGGAGCUCAAAACUGAAAUUGAGGCUCUGAAACUAGAGGAACGACAAGCUAACAUGGGCAUCCCUACCAAUGCGACUAUGGAAUUUUCUGAUAAUGCUUACACACCACUCAGUAAUGACGCAAAGUGCUGGAGUAACUCAGCGGGUCAGACAACAUUUCUGGAGAACAUGGAUAGGUGACAUUUUGGCUUAAUUUACAGAGUGUAACUGCAAAGACACAAGUGGCCUUUUUGGAAGAACUCUAGCAUGCACAAAACUGCCUGGUCCGCAAGUGAAUUUGAUGAUCUACCUGCAUUCCAGAGCCAAGACGUGAAUUGAGCACAAUGUUUUCAAUGUACUUGUGUAUUUUGUUUUAUAAAGGAAAUUUAACACUGCUUGAAAUUGCAAAUAUAACUGAGUACUGCACAGACUUGUGUAUUCGGGUCACUGAGCAUAUAUAGCCACACUAAAUGGGAAAUGUUACUAAUAAUUCCCAGUUACAACACUAAAUGCUAGUGCCUUUGCUGUUCAUUUUACAAGUAACUGUGAAUUAAUGGAAUUCUUUCGCACUUCAAUCUGAUAUUUAGCUGUCCAUAGAAAAAGUUAUUUAUUCACAAACUGUCAAAAACGUGCUGUAAUAAUUAUUUUCACUGCUCAUACAAAAACCAGUAGUGAAUAUGAAGAUAUUAAUUUAAAAAAUAAUUUCCACCAUUUUAUUUCAAUGUUCUUCAUUUUGUGUUUUAUUUAACAUUACUUUGGUGGGACUGUAUUGAAGUAUUACACAAAGCCAUUGCUUCCUAAUGAAUAGCAAACCCAUGUAAUUUGCAGCUAUUUAAAACUCCAUUAAACUAUAUUUGUAAUUAGAUUAAUGUUAACAAUUCAACAUGUUAACAUUGAAAAUGAUAAUAGUAUGAAUGUACCAGAAUAUGUUAUUCAUCUAUAACUCAGUUUAAUUAGACAUGUUAUAAGGUCAAAUAUAGAACAUAUGACCAUACCUGUAAACAAGUGCACAUGGAAUGUAGAAAAAUGUUGAAACGAGGAACUGCAGAUGCUGAUUAACAAAAAGGUCAUAAUGCUGGAGUAAUUCAACAGGUCCAGGCAGCAUCUCUGGAGAACAUGGAUAGGUGAUGCUUUGGGUGGGGUUCCUUCAGACCGAUGCACAUGGGAUGCAUUGGAUUGGUGGUUACACAACCAUGGACACCAAUAGACCUUUUAAAUUCUGACAAAAUUAUAAAAUCAGAUCCUGUCUUCCCUGUAACCAGAUUAUUUUGUUUAUUGCACUCACCUUUUUGACCUGGUGGAGUUAAAAUUAUCCUUUUAGUGCAUGCCCAUUAUUCCUUUUUCAAUUACAUUUUAUUCAGAAAAAUAUUAUUAGAGCUAUAAAAAGAUGAAUUCAAUAUCUUACGUUUUUGCUUGAAAAGGAUUCAAGCAGGUUUGCAUGAUUUUUAUGUAUGGACUUUGCACACUAAUUUGGUGGUUUCCAUUGAAUUGUUGGAGGGAAGAAACACAAAAAAAAUCAGGUUCCCAGUCAAUUCAAAUUUACUGGAUGUAUAGUUUGGCAUUACUACCCAGGAAUGUGCAUUUUUGCAAAGAUUCAAUGAUGAGAAUGUUCAUUCUUAACCAAGAAUAAUGAUGGUUUUAAAAGCAGAAAAUGCUGUGAACGCAGGCCACAUCUGUGGGAAGGCGAACAGCUUGAAGAAUCUUUAUCGAAACAGACAAAUGAAACAAUUUUGUGGUUUUGAUGAAAUAUCACAGAACUGAAACACUCUUACUUUUAUUUUCCAAACAUAUAGCCUGACUUGCUGUUACCUGCAUUUUCUGGUUUUAUUUGCGAUUUCCAGCAUCUGCAGUUUUUGACUUUCCUUGAGUUUUGUGACUGGUGGAAAAUUAAUGUGGGAAAGAACUCCUGUUAUUGAAAAUGCAAGAUUCUCUAAAAGGAGCCAUUUUUAAUUCACAUGAAGAAACACAGGAGCAGCAUGAUUUGAUGUCAAUUUUCUUUUUCAAAGUGGAUGGAACUUUUAUUUUAUAGAAGGUCUACAUUUUUGUUUUAGAAAUAUUAGCAGCAAUGUGAGAAACUGAUUUGCCUUUUUAAAUUUCACCUGAACACAUUUUUUCCUGUAUAACUGUUACUCUUGUACAGCUUACAAUGCCAAAAUAACCUCUUGGGGAAAAAUGAGAAUUUAAAACAUAUGCUUUGACUUUAUUUUCUUUUAAAAAAAUUGUGACGAAACUAAGCAUAUAAACAUGCUGACUGAAGUUUAAUUUUAUUGCAUAUUUUUCAUUGACUGAUUUUUCAUGAUUCAUGAUUCAAAAAAUAUCUUUGUACAUGCCAUUGAAAUUGGUAUGAAAGCUAUUAUAAAUGAAGGAGCUUCCUUUUUUUAGCCAACCGUUUGGUAGCAUUACCCUCCCCCCCCCCCCCAAAGAUUCAUAAAUACUGAAUUUUUAACAUUCAGACACAACAGAUCAUGUGACCUCCAUAAUCAGUCAGUGGAUAACUGCACUAUGCUGGCUGGUACUGAGCCUUGUAGAUUAGAAUGAAUAUAGGCAUCACUUCUCUUGUGCUUUAACUAUGAAGUGUGCUGGAAUUAGAUUUGGUGCUCCAAGGUACUGUACAACCAGGGACUUUCAAUAUAAAAAAUGCAUAAAUUCCACAACUAUAAUUUUUUAUUAGUAUUGUAAAGUUAAAAUGAAUAAAUUGUUUGGGUUUAAUCUUUGUAGAUGGCUAGUGACACAAUCAAUUGAGCAAAUAUGAGUCCUGAAUUUAAUGCUAAAUGGCGUUGGGGGGACGGACAACGGGGUGUAAUCUUGGUAUCAUCACUUUAGGAAAGCCAGAUUCCUGCUUGACAUGCUAACAUUAUUGACAAGACAGUUUGUGUUGAUCCUAAUUCCAAGUAUCUAAAAAGAACCAUCUGUAUAAGGUACAUCUUGUUUUGGGGAAAGACAACUGUGGAAAAUGGGUAACACGAACAUAAGACAAGCCAUUAACAAAAUUAUUGGAAUGCUAUAUUUGAGCAUGCUAAGUAUUCCCAUGAAACAUGUUCAUUAGGAUGGGUAUUUUGUUUGGUCUUAUUAAUAAAAGCAAUGAUAUAUUUGGUUCCAUUGAUAUCACUAACCAAAGAUUUUUAUUUAAUCAUGUUAAUUUUAUGGAAUACACAAACCUUUGCACUUCUAAACUAUCAAUUAACUUUAAAACCAAUGGUGGGCGCUUCUGGUAUGUUAGGAGCAUGUCAGUACUUUAUGCACUGCAUGCGGCGGUACUGUCUUGAAGCAAGGUUAAAGAACAUUAUAAACAUUGCCAGUCCCUUUAAUGUCUUCGUUUUAAUCUUUUAUAUUUUCUAAAAUUUGCUGCUUUUUACCUAACAAUUUAUUGUCCAAGUUUGUACAAAUUUAUUUAAUUUGUAUUGCAUUAGAAAGUGGUAAUUGUAUUUUUCUGCAUUAUUUCCAGGAUUUAUGCAAACUUCCUUACACCUGUAUCAGGAAAUAAGGGAAACUGUAAAUUGAUUUGUAUAUUCCUGAACUGUAUAUUCAAUAAACUGUAUAUCCAUAA